Alexandromys fortis (reed vole) is the source of this 1281-nucleotide messenger RNA. Its product is annotated as echinoderm microtubule-associated protein-like 1. The transcript has a single exon. The record is from RefSeq and is a predicted model, not a curated record. Lineage: Eukaryota; Metazoa; Chordata; Mammalia; Rodentia; Cricetidae. The coding region runs from base 876 to 1175 and encodes 99 amino acids.
GCCAGGAUAUCCUAGAUUCUCUCAGUAAUGAGUCUGGGUAGGAGUGGUCCAGGAGGGAGGCAGAGGAGGAAUCCCCCUCCCUGGUGGGAGGAAGGACGGGAGGGGUAAAUGAUGAGGUAGUCAUUUAAACUGCAGCAAUGGCUUGAAAAGGAGAAGGAGAACUAAAUCUGGGUAGGGGUACAGAGGUAACAUAAAGUGGGGGAGGGGCUGGAGGACAGAAACUCUGGGCUGGGGAAAGAGCGUGUGUCAUCUCUGCCCUGCAAUACCCAUGUCGGCCGCCAGGGGUCACAGAAGGUCUGUCUUUAUGGCUUUUUGGAGGGUCGAACUCCUUGGAGAGGGGAGAAAAGGGAAGAGAACACCACAGGACCUUUUGGCUUGAAAGUCUUGGAUACAGCGAGAGAAUGUUGGUACCCGUGACAGAAUAUUGAUAUUCGUCAGAGAACGUGUGGGGCGCGUUCUAGAACGUUGUCACGGGGAGUGGGUUGAUGUCAUCUUAAAGUGCUGAUAUGACUUAAAGAUAUUUAGCAUCUUAGUCACAGAAUCUCAAAACCAAAGUGAGGCCCUGGGAUUGGUGGACUCUGCCUGAGGAAAAGGGACUUCCCCCAAGGUCGCAUGGCCAGGGCACUGUGGCAGAGAGAGGAGGUGGGGAUUUCCUUCCUCCUUGCCGGAACCCUCUUCGUGGGCCCAUCUCCAAGCAUCCCCAUCGAACCCAGGUUGCAGGAAAGUCAGAGAGCUUGGCUGGUCCUGACUGUCCCUGAAAAACGGAACGGACGCUCCUGGUCCUUGAAGGCCCCCACACCAUCUUCCCCCGGGUGGUCCCCUGCAACCCGUAUCUCCUCGGCUUUCUAGAUGAUAAUCUGUCCGGCACCAGUGGCAUGGAGGUGGACGACCGCGUGUCGGCGCUGGAGCAGCGGCUGCAGUUGCAAGAAGACGAGCUGGCGGUCCUAAAGGCGGCGCUGGCGGACGCGCUGCGUCGCCUGCGGGCGUGCGAAGAACAAGGCGCGGCGCUGCGCGCGAGGGGCACCCCGAAGGGCAGGGCGCCCCCACGUUUGGGCACCACCGCCUCGGGUAUCCUGGUCGGGGUUGGAGGGUGUGACGAGGAGGGCUGGAGGCACGACCUCACGCUCAUCAUCUUCCGUGCUCUAACCCCAUCACUCCAGUGUGUCAACUCCUGAAAGGCCUUCCCACCAGGACUCCCCUCAAUGGCUCCGGACCCCCGCGUCGCGUGGGUGGCUAUGCCACCUCUCCAUCUUCCCCCAAGAAGGAGGCAAGCUCUGGGCG